Molecule: messenger RNA, 1155 nt
Organism: Mercurialis annua (annual mercury)
Lineage: Eukaryota; Viridiplantae; Streptophyta; Magnoliopsida; Malpighiales; Euphorbiaceae
Product: nuclear speckle RNA-binding protein A-like
Exons: 6
Coding region: 7-894 (295 amino acids)
Molecular function (GO): mRNA binding
Source: RefSeq, a predicted model, not a curated record
AAAAAGAUGUACAGAAUGGGCCGGAUUUCUAGAUCAGUAGAGCAUAUCAAAUGGGCCGCUCUUCACACAGUUACAACGACGUCGUUUCUCUCUCCUGCAAAACUAAGCCCAAGGAAUUUUUUUCUUGUGGCAAAAGGAAAUUUUUAUAGUUCAGUUUCUUGUAGAAUCUUAUUGGCUUCAACAAUGGCGGAUCCUUAUCACAGAUACGGUGCACUCGCAGACAGAGGCAUGUCUAGUUUUCCUGGCUAUUUUCCAUCAGAAGCACCUUCGCUAGCUUCUAAUCAUACUAAUGGGUUGAGAGAUGCUUCUUCGGAUUUUCUGCGAAGAGAGAGUACCUCAAUGCAGCCGUCAUCUUAUGGACUGCAAAAUAACAUAUCGAAUGUUGGUAUUCUUUCUGAACCGGGUAUUAGUGGAGCUACUGGAAUGGGGUAUCCAUCUCCUUUGAAAGAUCCUAGUUCAAUAAGCCACAGACGAGAGACUGCAGUUAAUAUUACUGCCUCAGCAAUUCCUGACGUGAUAAACGACAGGCCAACUUCUUUGAGAAAUGGUGAUGGACCUUCAGGCUCGAGAGGGGAUUCUAACAUUCUAUAUGUUGAUGGGCUUCCUACUGAUUGCACUAGAAGAGAAGUAGGCCAUCUUUUCCGCCCAUUUAUCGGCUACAAAGACAUUAAAGUUAUUCACAAGGAGCCCAGACGUAGCGGAGAUAAGGCCAUGGUUUUUUGCUUUGUGGAGUUUGUUGAUUCAAAAUGUGCUAUUACUGCUAUGGAAGCCCUUCAAGGUUACAAGUUUGAUGAUAAGAAAUCCAACUCUGGUAUCUUGAGGAUCCACUUUGCCCAAUUUCCUUUUCGUCCUCCACUUGAUCACGAUGAACAGCGAGCUGGAAUCCCGCGGUGAUCACGAAUUCAUGGAUGUUAACAUGAAGGAGCUGGUCUUAUAUUACAAAGAUGCAAAGAUAAAACAUAUCUUGUAAAGACAAUUGCCAUGAAUCGAAGCACUACGGAGUAUACAUUGUUUGGCACAUCGGUGUGCUGGGGGCAUACGCUGCAUUACUUUGUAUAGGAAGUGUCAUAUGAUAUGAUACUUCAAACUUGUAAUAUAGGACUACUUGAUGAGUUAAACGGAGGUAAAUUCUAUGCCAAUUUUUUGGUUUUAUGA